This is a messenger RNA of Linum trigynum, 3500 nucleotides long. The record is from the annotation of a GenBank genome assembly. NCBI's taxonomy places the organism in Eukaryota, Viridiplantae, Streptophyta, Magnoliopsida, Malpighiales, Linaceae.
GGUGGUCAAACACUUUUAGUUUACUCUUACAACUGUUUUCAUCUCAAAUUUUGAAGGAUCAAUCACCUGAUCCAACUUAACUGAAAGAAGUGGAUAAACAUAUUCCAUAGCUAGUAAGAGAAUACAAAGAAACACAUCCUCCUUCCUGCCCCAAAUGGAAGGAACUCAAAAUCCUUCCCCUUAUAGUCCACCGCACAAUCAAGGAAUCUCUCUGGAUAAAAUGUCUCUGCAUCAUUCCAAGAACUUGUGUCUCGCCCAAUCGCCCAGACGUUAACCAUGACUUUAGUUCCGACGGGGACCAGGUACCCGCCAACAACCACAUCUUCUUGACUUUCUCUCGGGGCUAGCAAAGGACCGUCGCGGUGCAGUCUCAAAGCCUCCUUGAUGACUGCAUCCAAGUGCACCAAAUCGUCCAAGCCUUCUUCGGUGACCUUCCCAUUCCCACGGAACGCGCGACGAACUUCUUCCUGCACUUUUUGUUAAUACUCUUGGAUUGUUCAUGAUUUCUGACAUGGUCUACUCGAAGCCCAUAAAAGGGGGAGCAGUGACGAUUCAGAAAAUUUUCACAGGGGUGUCCUCUUCAAAAAUUAAAUUUAAUUAUAUAAUAAAUUAAAUAAUUCGUAUAAAUUUUUUAUUAAAUAAUAAAUUAAAAUUCAUAUUUGGAAAAAAAAUAUAAAUAAACUCCGUGUCUGCACUGUUCAAAAAAAUCUACAUAUCCUACUAGACAAUACUUCACAAACUUAUAACAUAUUCGAUUUCUAACCUUGUUCUUAAUGUAGCUCAAAGUAGAAAAGGCUCUUCCAACACUUGCCAUGUAUCCAUAAAAUCAAUUCAAAAUUAAGGGUAGCGUGUACGUAGUUUAAUUAUUAGGUAUUGAAAAUAGUUGGGGAUAAAGAAAUAGCGUUUUACUGUUGCAUGAUGUUUAAAAUAGAAUAACAAAUGAGUAACAACAUAAUUAGAAUAUGUUUGAUAAUAAUAGUGUCCUAGGUUGGAAUAACACGGACUACCACUUAUAUUUUGUUAAUCAUAAGCAAACUAUUAUCGAGGGUAGGAUAAUCAUUUUUUCAAAUGUUAGGGUGUCCCGAAUUACCAAUUAUAUUUUGUAUACCCAUACGAAACUACUACCGGAGGUUCAAUAAUCGUUUCCCCAAAUUUUAGGGGUGUCCCUAGAGGCCCAUGUAUCCGCCCCUGAGCGGGAGUCGAGCCGGGACGAGGGUCCAAGUCUCGGCAAGUAUACGUAGCAGUCAUCUGCCAGACUGUCAUUAAUAAUAUCAUGAUAUAACAAUGAUAAAUUUUAAAAAAUCUUAUUUCAAAGGGUUAUUUUUUCUAGUAACGUCCACUCCAUAUAUAGGAAGAUUUCCUUUUACUCAGAAAACUAUUGUGGGAGCCAUCAGCUAAUGAUUAAGCACAAGCCAUGUUCUUUCUCACUUUCCUUCUCUUUCUGCCCCUAGCCUUCCUCAUCAUCAAACGCCGCCGGUCCACCAACAACGAAAACGGCGAUGUCGUAUCGAAGCUGAGCCGACGUCGUCUCCCUCCAGACCCAUGGAAGCUCCCCAUCAUCGGCAACCUCCACCAGCUGGCGCUCCACCCUCUCCCCCACGUCCGCCUCAGAGACCUGGCCCUCAAGCACGGCCCCUUGAUGCACCUCCAGCUCGGCGAGGCCUCGACCGUCGUCGUUUCGUCCCCGGAGGUCGCCAGGGAGGUGAUGAGAACUCACGACCUCAACUUCUCGAACCGCCCCCUCCUCGCCUCCGCCAGGGUCUUCACCUACGACUUCACAAGCCUCUCGUUCUCGCCCCACGGUGAUUACUGGAGGCGGCUCAGAAAGAUCUUCGCUCUCGAGCUGCUCAGCAACUCGAGGGUCCACUCUUUCUGGUCCAUCCGGGAAGAGGAGGCGGCCCAGGCGGUCGCUGGGCUCGCUCGUGCUGCUGCAGCACGGGCGCCGCCCGUUGUCAACCUCAGCAGGUUGGUGUACGAGUGGACGAGCUCAGUCACUGCGAGGGCGGCUUUCGGAGGGAAGACCAGCGAGGAUCAGGCUGGGUUUCUGACCAUUGCGGAUGAGAUCCUGCGGGAGGCUGCAGGGUUCAGCCUGGCCGACGUGUUCCCGUCCUGCAGAUGGCUGCACAGGAUCUGCGGGACGGAGGCCACGUUGGCCGACAUUCGUCAACGGCUAGACCGUGUGCUCGGCAACAUAAUUGCCAACCAUAGGUCUAAAAGGACGAGGGGCGGCGACGAUGAUGAUGGUUGUAGUACUGGAACCGCCAAAGAUCUAAUAGAUGUGCUGUUGAAGGUGCAGGAGGAUGGGCAGCUUGAUUUUCCCUUGGGGGAUGACAGUCUUAAGGCCGUUAUUAUGGACAUAUUCGUAGGUGGCACUGAAACUUCCUCCACGACAGUUGAAUGGGCAAUGUCCGAAUUGUUAAGAGACAAAAAGACGCUAAAAAAAGCACAAUCUGAGGUAAGGCGAGUGUUUGGCUCGACAGGGAUCGUAGAAGAAGCUCGUCUCGGCGAAUUGAAGUACCUGAAACUGGUACUAAAAGAAGUAUUGAGGCUUCGUCCAACUGCACCACUGCUACUUCCUAGGCAGAACUCUGAGAGAUGCGAAAUUGAUGGGUACGAUGUUCCUGCUAAUACUAGAGUACUCAUCAAUGUAUGGGCCAUGGGAAGAGAUCCUAAGUACUGGGUGCAACCCGAUGAAUUUAUCCCCGAGCGGUUCUUGGAUUCGUCUCUCGAUUACAAAGGAACGAAUUACGAGUUCAUUCCUUUCGGAGCGGGAAGAAGGAUGUGUCCGGGUAUGGCAUUUGGGAUGGCGAAUGUCGAACUUCAACUGGCUAACUUGUUGUACCAUUUCGACUGGGAGCUUCCUGAAAACGAGGGAAGCUUUGAAGAUCUAGACAUGUCUGAAACUUUUGGUGUGACGGUGAAAAGGAAACACGAUCUGUGUUUAAUUCCCGUCUCUUACUUACCCUGCCUUGCACCCACAUAAACUACGUACCCAUAAUUUGGUAUGAAGCAUUUCUUUAGUUCUUGUAUCGUUAUGUUUGAUUUGUACAAUAAUGAUUUCUACUAAAGAUUUGGCUUUAUGUAUCCUUGUGUCUUCUUUUCGGUAUAGUUUUUAUGAUGGUUAUAACAGAACGAUACAUUAAUAUCAUGUCACAAAUUCAAUUUUUAUCUGGAAGUGUAAGUGUUAAUGAAGAUUAUAAAGUUCCCCAUAAGAUUGAAAAUCGGAAAUUUCUAUCAAUCUAACACUGGUGCAAAAUCCCUAAACCAUAUUAGUGCUCUCAUAUUUUUUUCACUGUUAUAAUGGUGAUGUAAAUUUUUUAUUUCAAAAGGAAAUUACAGCAGAUACACAAGUUACAAGUAUGCUUGUCUGCAAAAUUCGUAGCAGAAAUUGACGCUAUAUAUAUUUUAACUGAGCCUCUUUCUACCAAUUCACAUUAUCGAGACCAACUAAUUUGACUCGUGCUUUGGAGAUAAGAAACUAAUAAGUCGUCCCGAUAAGA